Messenger RNA from Emiliania huxleyi CCMP1516, 471 nucleotides. RefSeq lists its product as hypothetical. The record is from RefSeq and is a predicted model, not a curated record. Lineage: Eukaryota; Haptophyta; Isochrysidales; Noelaerhabdaceae. Bases 1 to 471 code for a protein of 156 amino acids. The transcript has a single exon.
AUGGCUCUAUCGACGGCUCUCGGCUGCCUGCUUCUGCUCCCGCCGCUGCGACUGCCGCACGUCGCGCCUCCUCGCCGCUGCCCACCGGCCGUGGCGCUGGAUGACGCAGACAACCUCGAGCUUGAGAUGCUCCUCGACGCCAUCGAGAGCCUCCGCAACAAGGUCUCUUCAGACGCCGCCGCCGCCGCCAUGCAGGCGGUCCGCGACCAGCGCUCGAUCGACAGCUUCAUAUCGGACCUGCAGGCCGAGGUGGCAGAGGCUGGAGAGGCUAUCGAGCGGGAUUAUCAGCUCCUCGCACUCAACAUCGAGGAGCAGUCGGCGGCGUUCGGGCGCGAGAAACGGAACGCCAUGGCCGACCGCGCCGCGACGCUCCUCUCCGAGCUCGAGGCGGCGGCUCCCGCAUCGUUUCGCAACCGCAAUGCGCUGGUCGCCGCUUGGAAGCACAUUCCGCCUCCCUCGGGAGCCUUCUAG